This is a messenger RNA of Parasteatoda tepidariorum (common house spider), 2413 nucleotides long. The record is from RefSeq and is a predicted model, not a curated record. Lineage: Eukaryota; Metazoa; Arthropoda; Arachnida; Araneae; Theridiidae.
AUGGAUGCGGCAAAAAAGGCUUUGUUAGAAAGAACAAUUAAAGCUAGGGCUGUUUCAAGAUCGUUAGUAACGAAGCAAAUUAAAAAACUUGAAGCAGAAAUAGAUAAUAGUUCCGAUAAAAUAAUUGUUAACGAAACAUUUUUACAAUUAGUUGCUAAAUUUGAAGAGAUGUGUAAACUUGAUAAGGAAGUUCAGGAUUUAAUUGAUAUUGAUAAGUUAGAAGAAGAAAUUGAGAGUCGCGAAGAUUAUCGUGAUAAAUUUGUGUUGUGGAAAUCUCGCGCUGAGCGUUAUUUAGCUGCAAACCCGAAUACAGCUCCUCAAAAUCUGGCGGAAACUCAACCAUUAACUACUACUACAAUUCCUCAAACUAGCCCGGUUUUAAUAAACCAACCCCGUUUGCCCAAGCUUACUUUGGAAUCAUUUUCGGGUAAGAAUAUUAGUAGUUUUCCUAGUUUUUGGGCUAGAUUUAAAUCUGCAGUGCAUGAGAAUUCGAGUUUAAAUGAUAUAGAUAAAUUUUCAUAUUUAAAAUCGGUUGUUACAGAUGAUGCGGAAUUAGCAAUACAAGGUUUAACAUUAACUUCAGAAAAUUAUAAAAACUUGUCUCGUAGAUUGGGAUUAAGGGUGUUAGGCUCAGAAAGGUUAAAAAUAUAUUCAUUCGGAUCUAAAGUGCCUAAAAAACAAACUUGUCGUAAGGUAGAAAUUAGGUUGAGGAAUUUAUUGAAUGGAGAUGAGGCGAUGAUUGAGGCAGUGGAAAUCGAAGAAAUUUCUAGAGCUAAUAUUACCCUUCCAAAUCCGGAUACAUGGAAGGAAAUGGAGUCAAUGGGAAUUAGAUUGACAUUUAGUAAUGAUGAAUUGUUUGAAAAUUGUGAAAUUUCAUUGUUAAUUGGUCAGGAUUUUUAUUGGUCUUUAACAAAACAAAUUAAAAGAUUGGAUUCCUUAUUGGUUGCUAUUGAUACCAGUCUUGGUUGGUCUCUUCAGGGUAAAUGUGAUGAGCAGAGUGUUUGUACGUCUGUAAAUUUGGUUAUUAAUGAAAAUGAAUUAAUUUCGGCUGAAUUAAGGAAAUUUUGGGAGUUAGGAAAUUUAGGAAUAUUUGACAAGGAUUCGAUGAAUUUAGGUAAUAGAGAUGAAGAAGUGCUUAGUGAGUUUGAUAAUUCAGUUAGUUUUGUAGAUGGUAGAUACCGUGUAAGCUUGCCUUGGAGACCAGAAAUUCAGACACUUUCUAAUCCAAAUCAAUGGGGACAUUGUCCAGGAAGGGACAACCCCGCUGACAUUAUUUCACGAGGUACAUCUGCUACCAAACUAUUGCAUAGUGAUUUGUGGUGGCACGUGCCAGCAUGGCUCAAACAACCACCAGAUCAAUGGCCAAACCUCCAACCCAAUUUUGAUUUGGACUUAAGUUCAAAGGAACUGGAACAUCGCUCCAAUGUCCAUGUGGCUAUUACCAAGCAGAGAGAACCAUUUGUCGAUAUAAAUCGAUCCAGCAGUUUAAAAAGACUUUUAAGGUGCCAUACUUAUAAGGACAAUACAUUGCGAAUUACCAGCCGAUUAAAUGAAGCAGAUUUGUACCUGGGUGAAAAGCAUCCAAUAAUUCUUCCUCGGCGUAGUAAAUUUGUCGAGUUGCUUGUGAUUGGGGAAUAUGAAAGUAUUGCUCAUUGUGGUGUAUCGGCAACUUUGACUCAAAUUCGAAAAAAUUGUUGGAUACCUAAAUGUCGUCAGCUAGCAAAAUCAAUCAUUCGGCUUUGUCUCAUUUGUAAAAAAUAUAAUGUCAAACCAGCUGACCAACUAAGUGGACAGCUGCCUCAGGACAGAAUUUCUCAAUCUCCCCCUAUCCAAAUUGAGGGAAUCGACUUUACUGGAGCAAUAUUUGUAAAGGACAGACAAGACUUUCAUAAGUCUUACGUCGCACUGUUUACGUGUGCAGUCACGCGUGCUUUUCACUUAGAGCUUGUAUCAGAUACGUCAACUAAGUGUUUUCUCCUUGCGUUCCGGAGAUUCCUCUCCCUUAGAGGAAACUGCAAGAUUAUUUAUUCAGACAAUGCGCGUACGUUUAAGGCUGAUCAGAAGGAGUUAGCGUAUUUCACCAAUAUUUUGAAGGACAGUGAAUUUCAACACUUCAUCGCAGACAAGGGUAUCCACUGGAAAUUGAUUGUUGAACGUGCCCCUUGGUGGGGUGGGUUCUAUGAACGACUAGUUAAAACCAUAAAGGAACCCUUGAGAAAAAUACUAGGCAAGGCUCUACUAACAUUCGAAGAACUUUCGACCGUACUCUCAGAGAUCGAAUUAAUUGUUAAUAAUCGACCGUAUGUCGAAAAUAGUCCAGGAGAGCCUGAACUCGAAUUAGGAUAUGGACAAUCAAAAUAUCCCCUCCAUUUCAUAGAACUAUUAGAUUCUAUUAGUGCAAGGGAUUCCUACA